Messenger RNA from Haliotis rufescens (red abalone), 1233 nucleotides. Its product is annotated as vitelline envelope sperm lysin receptor-like. Bases 32 to 1000 code for a protein of 322 amino acids. The transcript has 10 exons. Lineage: Eukaryota; Metazoa; Mollusca; Gastropoda; Lepetellida; Haliotidae. The record is from RefSeq and is a predicted model, not a curated record.
CGUGAUGUGAGUCAGUGUUUGUCCGGUCACGAUGAUGGCUGGAGGUGGCGGGAAGUCGGGGGUCGCUUGUAUGAUUGUCCUGAUCUCCAUUUUGCUUGCAUUGGCUUCUGGUCAGACGAGUGUCAAACCGCAAGCGAAACAACCACACAGGGUUGUUAAAGUUAAGUCGGAAUGCUGCGUAGGGAGAACUGGCCUUUCUACCAUCAGCGUCCUGUCCGACUUCCCAGUCGUUGUCGAGGUCUUCUGCAAGAACGGCGUUGUCGCCAGGCCCAUCACGACAGACGGAGUGACGUACAUCCAGAAAGCAGCCUUCGAGGACAAUUCAUCGACUCCGUGUGUUUUUGAGGAAAUGAAGGAGUCGCUGGUUUACAGGGUCAAGGUCAGGGUCUCCUGGAAGACGAGGGUGAAGGGUAUCUAUUUAAAAGGCACAGGGAAGUAUUACACUGUCACGUGUAUCUAUGGCGAAAAAGCGCACAACACCAGUCAGGCUAUUGAAAUUGACAGCAGCUACCAAAUCUACGAUGAGAUUAUCCAGAACAAGGGGUCGGCGAUGACAUCUGAUGUCAGCAUGACUCUAGUGGGCCCGCUUGGUCGACCUGUGAGGAACACGAUCCUCUUAGGGAGUCGCCUACGAAUACAGGCCACGGUCAAGGGCGACGUGCACGUGCGGCCUGUGAGCUGCUGGGCAACUAAUGGGAAUAACACUUUCCGCGUUCUUCUGGGAGGAUGCGGGGAUGGUGAUAUUUUCAAAAAGAAUGUCGGCUUCCACAUCAACGGGACAAUGAUAAGGAGCCCCCUGUUCCGUGCAUUUCGACUUCCUGGCUCGAAAGUCAUGAGCUUCAAGUGCAUUUUCGCUGCGUGCGACAACCCAGUAACCUGUGAUGGGAGUUCCUGUUACAAGGAAGAGACGUUAUCUGACGAAAGUUUCGUAGAUAAUUACACGACGCCAACAUUACCAAUACUCAUAACCGAGUUCACUACCAGGCCAAACCGGACGUAGAUCAACAGCCGAUUGGCCAACAGAGUGGACCGCAGACUGCCACGAACUGUCUGAAUAUGUGUGACACCACACCUUGCGGAGUUGGGGACAGGAACGACCUGUGAUGGGGACGUGGGCGGCUGAACAUAGGAUGCGCACCUUGCAGGGGAUGCAGGGACGGCAUCACGUUGGCGGCAAGCCCGUCCCGAUUUUGAUAUUGUACACGCAUGGCGUUAGUAAAUGUUAUUAUUGUA